This is a messenger RNA of Oncorhynchus mykiss (rainbow trout), 6169 nucleotides long. RefSeq names its product ubiquitin-protein ligase E3A. Gene Ontology annotation, biological process: protein polyubiquitination. Gene Ontology annotation, molecular function: ubiquitin protein ligase activity. The record is from RefSeq and is a predicted model, not a curated record. Lineage: Eukaryota; Metazoa; Chordata; Actinopteri; Salmoniformes; Salmonidae.
AUGUUCUGUUUGGGGGAUGACCAUGCGCUGCAUGCCGGGAUACAUCUCCGUGUUGACACAAAAUGGUCGAGUAUAUUUUGUGACCUGGGAGUUUAGCAGGCCUAAAAGCCAAUCUUGUAUCGUAUUAUUUGGCACGCAGAACAUCCAUUGGAAUAGUAUAUAGUAAGGGCCGAAUAUAGUGUUCUAGGAAGGACACGUGAGAGCAAGACUGUCGAAGGAAAGCUGAUUUGGCCACAGACAGAAAGUCCGCCCCUGAAUGACUCGGCUACCGCUCACAGAGUACAGUUACCUACAUCACAGAGGACACUAAACCAAGCCGAAUGUAAGUGACAGGAAGAGAGCGGCUGCAAAGCAUCUAAUUGAGCGCUACUUUCGGCAGUUAACAGAGGGCUGUGGAAAUGGGGCCUGCACGAAUGAGUUCUGUGCUUCGUGUCUUGGUUUUCAACCGCUGGAUCACAACGCGGCGGCUAUCAGAGCCCUGGAGCUCUAUAAAAUGAAUGCCAAACUGUGUGGUCGUCACUCUGCUGCCUUCCCUGACAACAGCAGUGCCAAAGAAACCCACCCUACCUUAUUGGGCGAUCGUCACGGGAAGAUGCCAGACCACGAAGACAACCUGUUUCCUCCUAGGGAAGACUUCAGAGAGGUGCAUUACCUGACCGAGGAGAAGGUGUAUGAGAUCCUGAGUAUCUGUGAGGGGAAGAAGGACUACUCUCCUCUGAUCCGAGUCAUCGGGAGGAUCUUCUCCAACGCUGACGGGCUGGUGCAGAGCUUCAGGAAAGACAAGGAGCAACACCCCAACACCAAGGAGCAGCGUAAGACCCACCAGGCCAAAGAUGAGGACAAGGACGAGGACGAUAAGGAGAGAACCACCGCCAUGGAGCAGGAAUCGGAGGCCUCGGCGUCCGUGGAGGGAGCGACGGGAGCGACGGAGAACAGACUGGGUCCUGUGGAGGUCUCAGUGGACAUAGAAGCUGUGAGGAGAGUGUAUGACAGACUCCUCUCCAACGAGAAGAUGGAAUCGGCCUUCCUCAACGCCCUGGUCUACUUAACUCCCAACGUAGAGCUGGAUCUAACCUAUCUAGACGUGUACGACACCAACCCAGACUACCUAAACAUCUUCAUCAUCGUGAUGGAGAACAGCAGCCUCCACAGCCCAGAGUACCUGGAGAUGGCCAUGCCUCUGUUCUGUAAGUGUAUGAGUAAACUCCCUCUGCCUGCCCUGGCCAAGCUGACGCGCCUGUGGUCUCAGUACAGUGUAGAGCACAUCAGACGUAUGAUGGAGACCUUUCAGCAGCUCAUCACCUACACGGUAAUCAGCAACGAGUACGACAGCGACAGUCUGGUCAACGAUGACGAGUGUGUGGUGGCUGCAGCCAAGUGUCUGAAGCUGGUGUUCUACGCCAACGUCCUGGGAGGAGACCUGGAUACGGGUCACAAUGAGGAGGAGGAGCCUGCAUCAGAGUCCAGCGAGCUCACCCUGCAGGAGCUCCUGGGGGAGGAGAGGAGUAACAAGAAGGGGCCCCGGGUCGACCCUUUGGAGAAGGAGCUGGGCGUCAGGACCCUGGACUGCAGACGACCCCUCAUCCCCUUCGAGGAGUUUGUCAACGAGCCUCUGAACGACGUUCUAGAGAUGGACAAGGACUUCACCUUCUUCAAGGUGGACUCGGAGAGUAAGUUCUCCUUCCAGAGCUGUCCCUUCAUCCUCAACGCCUGCACCAAGAGCCUGGGACUGUACUACGACAACCGCAUCAGCAUGUACAGCGAGAGGAGGAUCACAGCGCUCUACAGCCUGGUACAAGGACAGCAGCUCAACCCAUACCUCAGGCUCAAAGUACGCCGAGACCACAUCAUCGACGACGCCCUCGUCAGGUUGGAGAUGAUCGCCAUGGAGAACCCAGCGGACCUGAGAAAGCAGCUGUUUGUAGAGUUUGAAGGAGAGCAGGGCGUCGACGAGGGAGGAGUGUCUAAAGAGUUUUUCCAGCUUGUCCUCGAGGAGAUGUUCAAUCCUGAUAUUGGCAUGUUUACAUAUGAUGAUUCCACCAAGCUGUUCUGGUACAACCCGUCCUCUCUGGAGAACGAGGCCCAGUUCACCCUGAUAGGCAUCGUCUUGGGCCUGGCCAUCUACAACAACUGUAUCCUGGAUGUUCACUUUCCCAUGGUGGUCUACAGGAAACUGAUGGGGAAGAAAGGCACCUAUCUGGACCUGACAGACUCACACCCGGUUCUGUACCAGAGUCUGAGGGAGCUGCUGGACUAUGAGGGGGAUGUGGAGGAGGACAUGAUGAUCACCUUCCAGAUCUCACAGACUGACCUGUUUGGAGACCCCAUCACUUACGACCUGAAGGAAAACGGGGACAAGAUACCUGUUAAUGCGGACAAUAGAAAAGAGUUUGUGUCUCUGUAUGGUGAUUACAUACUUAAUAAGAGUGUGGAGCGCCAGUUCAAAGCCUUCAGAAGGGGCUUCCAGAUGGUCACCAACGAGUCGCCUCUCAAGUGUUUAUUUAGACCUGAGGAAGUGGAGCUACUGAUCUGUGGAAGCAGGAAUUUAGACUUUCAAGCCCUUGAAGAAACGACAGAGUAUGACGGAGGCUACAGCAAGGAUUGUCGCAUUAUUAAAGACUUCUGGGAGACGGUGCAUUCGUUUGGUGAGGAGGAUAAGAGACUGUUCCUCCAGUUUACUACGGGGACUGACAGAGCACCCGUAGGAGGCCUGGGCAAGUUAAAGAUGAUCAUCGCCAAGAACGGCCCCGACACAGACAGGUUACCUACUUCUCACACGUGUUUUAAUGCUUUGCUGCUCCCUGAAUACGAUUCAAAGGAGAAACUGAAGGAGAGACUUCUCAAAGCCAUCACUUAUGCCAAAGGAUUUGGAAUGCUGUGAAACAAGCAAAAACUCUGCAAAAACAAAACAAAAACUUCCUGGCUUCAGUUCAAUGGUUUUAUGUUUUGUAAUGGAGGAAGGAAGGAAUUAUACAAUGAUGCAACAGUUGAAAUGAAUGUGGCAUUACGACAAGGAAGUGCUCCAGAGACUGUGUGCCUGAACAGCAAAUAGACUCAAUUUAGCAGACAUUCGAUCUAGCCCCCCUCAGAUCCAUUUAAUAUACGUAGAACCUCUCCUUACAUUCUAGGUUAUUCAAGCUGUUGAAAUCAGUUAUAAUUCUUACUGGAGCUCGCUGGGGUUUAUUUGAUGUGUAAAAACUUUUAAGAAGAAGCAGGUUAUCAUUGAUUGUUGUGAAAGUGCACUUAACUAGACCUUCUGAAUGUUAGUGAAUGGUAUAUACAUUACUGUAUACUGCCAUCUUAGGACAUUUUGUUAGUUUAUGAUAUUCUUUAAUGCCAGCAGUGUUGUCGGUAACACUUCCUAAUAUAAUACCCUCUUCAUAAUGCAUUGAAAAGUACAUUUAUGAGCUAUGCAUAAUGCAUUAUAAUGCCUUCCAGGUGUUUUAUAGCUGCUCAUAGACCUCUAUAAUGCUUUGUUUCAAGUUUUAUUGUCACGUGCACAAGUACUGUGAAAUACUUUUUCACUGUACUUGAAGGGGGGGGUGUUCAUAUGACGUGUUAGCGUGGUGUCGCGUAAGGCACAGGACUAUUCUAACCAGUACACCAACACAGUGUUCCUGCUCUGCUGUAAGCUAUGCAAGUGGGACCCUAUUCCCUACAUAGUGCACUACUUUUCACCAAGGGACCCUACAUAGGGAAUAGGGUGCCAUUUGGGGCGCCUUGUGUAUGAUGGCGUUGCAUCGUCGUCUGUACCUGCUGCCUCUUUGGCAAAUCUCCCUGCUACUUUUUGCUGCGGUUCCUCUGCACUCUUUCUAAUGUGUUGAAUAGCUUGCUGUUCAAUACGUGUAUGUUUUUUGCAAUGUUCAUUUUGUAUGCCAGACAGAACAGAGCACGCUCUCUUAGCCCUGACGGAGUGCUUUCAGUUUUUUUGUAUUUUAUUUUAAUGCAUGGUUACAGACACAAAGGAAGUAAUUAGCUUUACAAAAGCUCCAGUGAAUUGUCAGGUCAUGUUAGUUCUUUGAUAGCUGUACUCUCACUUACGGUUGCAAAAAAAAAUGAGGGGGGAAAUGCUUUACCCAGAAAUCCCUUGGUUUUCCAGAAAUCCCUUGGUUUUCCAGAAAUCCCUUGGUUUUCCAGAAAUCCCUUGUUUUUCCAGAAAUCCCUUGGUUUUUCAGAAAUCCCUGGGUUUUCCACAAAUCCCUGGGUUUUUCACAAAUCCCUGGGUUUUUCAGAAAUCCCUUGGUUUUCCAGAAAUCCCUUGUUUUUCCAGAAAUCCCUUGGUUUUCCAGAAAUCCCUCGAUUUUCCAGAAAUCCCUCGGUUUUUCAGAAAUCCCUCGGUUUUUCAGAAAUCCCUUGGUUUUCCAGAAAUCCCUUGGUUUUCCAGAAAUCCCUUGGUUUUCCAGAAAUCCCUGGGUUUUCCAGAAAUCCCUUGGUUUUCCAGAAAUCCCUCGGUUUUUCAGAAAUCCCUUGGUUUUCCAGAAAUCCCUUGGUUUUCCAGAAAUCCCUUGGUUUUCCAGAAAUCCCUCGGUUUUUCAGAAAUCCCGGUUGGAAGAGUCCCAGAAUCGGGAGGGAAUAAAGAGGAAAUCCAGAAUCUUCCAACCAGGAGUUUUGGAAAACCUGGGAACGUUAGCAGAAUUCUGCAACCCUAAUCUGACUUCACAGUUAAUCUGACCCAUAUAAUGUGAAAUAUUGACUUGGAGAAAAGUGUUUUAUAAUAAUACCACUGAAUUGAUGUGCCACAUCAAUGCUCAGAACAGUGUGUUAUUCUCCGAACUAUUUUUUGGUUCGUUGGUGUUUGAUUUGGUGUGACUGUGGUUUGGUUUUCAUUAUGCUAUACACCUGAAAGCCUGCCAAGCCAUGCAGAACAUUUUGGUUUGAUAUCCUGUGAUGUGUACAACAGUCUUGGCAGGAAGGGUUUAAUGGUUUGAUAUCCUGUGAUGUGUACAACAGUCUUGGCAGGAACGGUUUAAUGGUUUGAUAUCCUGUGAUGUGUACAACAGUCUUGGCGGGAAGGGUUUAAUGGUUUGAUAUCCUGUGAUGUGUACAACAGUCUUGGCGGGAAGGGUUUAAUGGUUUGAUAUCCUGUGAUGUGUACAACAGUCUUGGCAGGAAAGUUCAUUCAUAAAGGAUUCAUUCCCCAUGUUGUUUUACUGCCUGAAUUCAAAAUAGAUUCAAUAUGAAUUAUUUUUUCCCCACCCUUUUACAUACAAUACCCCACAAUUUUAUCAAAUAUAUUACAGAAAAUCGAUGCAAUUUACAUCAGUAUUCACACCCCUAAAUCAAUACAUGUCAGAAUCCCGUUUCUGAAUAAGUCUAUAAGAGAUUUGCACACCUGGCUCGUACAAUAUUUGCACAUUCUUUAAAAAAUUGUUAAAGUUCUGUCAAUUGGUUGUUGAUAAUUGCUAGACAGCCACUUGGACGUCUUGCCGUAGAUUUUCAAGCAGAUUUUAAGUCAAAACUGUAACUAGGUUACUCAGGAACCUUCAAUGUCAUCUUGGUAAGCAACUCCAGUAUACAUUUGGCCUUAUGUUUUCGGUUAUUCUCCUGCUGAAAGGUCAAUUUGUCUCCCAGUGUCUGUUGGAAAGUAGACUGAACCAGGUUUUCUCUAGUCCUUCCUGAUGACAAGCAUACCCAUAACAUGAUGCAACCGCCACUAUGCAUAACACAUAUUGAUUAUAUGAAGAUUAGUACUUACUUAGUGAUGUGUUGAAUUUGCCCCAAACAUAACACUUUUUAUUCAGGGUAUAAAGUUCAUUUCUUUGCCACAUUUUUUGCAGUUUUACUUUUAGUGCCUUGUUGCAAACAUGAUCCAUGUUUUGGAAUAUUUUUUAUUCCGUACAGGCUUCCUUCUUUUCACUCUGUCAUUUAGGUUAUGCUGUUGAUCCAUCCACAGUUAUCUCAUAUUCACAGCCAUUCAACUCUGUAACUGUUUUAAAGUCACCAUUGGCCUCAUAGUGAAGAAUCUCUUUCAUCCAUUUUCAAUUCAGGCUGUAAGACAAAAUGUGGAUUAAGUCCAACGGCUGUGAAUACUUUCUGAAUGCGAUUGUAUUUAGUUGUUUGCUGCCUGGUUUAUUUUGAUAUAAUGGAAAUUAAGGAAAGUACAAACAUUUUAAUUAAACACUUGAUGUGUCAACAUAAUGCAAAAUAAAAUAAUACAUUUUUAACCCUG